AAAUAUAGAGAAAGAAAUUCUCAUAAUGGUUUAGGUUGUCUCGGCGCAUCGAGGUCAUAGACUCGUUAGCUUUCCUUCCAUUACCUUCCAGGAAGGACGACGAUCCCAACUGUCAAACCAUGUACGGCGGACUCUCUUCCAAGCUGGGCCGCUCCGCCGCCCACAACAAGCGGCCCCACUCAUCCUUCCCUCCACCCCCGCGUCCCUCUGGCCCUGGUGGUGGCGCCGGCAGACUCUCCCUCGGAGGCGGCUCCGCCCGCAAACCCGCCGCCGCAACCGCCUCCAAGACUCCGCCGGCGGUGGAGGAGACCUUUAAUCUGGUGGCGGGAAGCGACGCGCUGGCGUUCUCGAUGAUCAUAAGACUUGCGCCUGACCUCGUCGACGAGAUCAGGCGCGUAGAGGCACAAGGUGGUAGGGCGCGUAUGAAAUUCGACCCCAAUCCUCACAAUCCCAACGGGAAUAUUAUUGAUGUUGGUGGAAAGGAAUUCAGGUUUACAUGGUCAAGGGAAUUUGGUGACCUUUGUGAUAUUUAUGAGGAGCGGCAGAGUGGUGAAGAUGGAAAUGGUUUAUUUGUUGAAUCUGGCUCUGCAUGGCGCAAGCUGAACGUGCAGCGAAUCCUGGAUGAGUCGACUAAAAAUCAUCUCAAAAUGCGGUCAGUCGAAGCCGACAAGAAGUCAAAGCAACGGAAAGCCAUUGUCUUAGAGCCUGGAAACCCAUCUUUGAAGUGCCAGAUUAAGCAAUUAGCUGCUGUGGAGGCUACACCAUGGAAGAACUACAAUAAAAAGAAAGAGGCUGCUCUUAAGAAAAGGAAAGUGGAAACUCUUCAAGUCGGAGGCCCCCCCAAAACUACCCAUAACCCUAAAUCUGGAUUUAUGUCAACAACUACUUCUAAGAGCAAAAUUCCUUCCCCUCUUCCAUCUCCACCUGAUCCAUUUGCUGCUGCUUCCUCUCCACUCGGGGCAGUAAAUACUUCUAAGGUUAAUGAUGAUGCUGUACCAUCACAAAUGAUGGGUAAGCAAGAUACAAAUGCAAUUCCUGAGAAAGAAAUCCCCACCAAGGCAAACAAUGCUAUGAGGAAUUCAUUAGGAGGUAAGGGAAAUAAUGGAUCUAAACCAACAGAUUUGCAGGGCAUGUUGGUUUCUCUUCUCAUGGAUAAACCUAAAGGAAUGAGUUUGAAGGCGUUGGAGAAAGCUGUUGGCGACAUGCUUCCGAAUUCUGUAAAGAAAAUUGAGCCCAUUAUAAAAAAAAUUGCAAAAUACCAGUUCCCAGGGAAGUAUAUUUUGAAGCCGGGAGUGGAUUUGGAAAGCAUAAAAAAGCCUCAGAAUGAAUGCGGAAGCUCCCCUGAUGAUAACAAUCCCCAAAUGCAUGCACGUGAAGAAUUUCAUGAUUCAACAUCAGCUCCACAGGGUGGCUUUGAAGAGAAAGUCUCAAAUGACGAUUUUGAGGAGCAGUUGCAAGGAAAAUCCAAAGUGGAAGAAGAAUUAAACACAUUGGAAAAGGUUGACAUUCAACAUACUUCACCUGAUAUUGGUGAUGAAAAAAGAGGUGCUGAUAAUAGUGAAGGGCAGGCAGGCAGCUCUAGUGAGAGUGCAACUGACAGUGACAGUGAAAGUGACAGCAGUGACAGCGGAAGUGAGAGUGGAAGCCGUAGUAGGAGCAGAAGUAGAAGUCCUGCUGGAACAGGGAGUGGGAGUAGUAGUGACAGUGAUACUGAUGCAUCUUCCAGCAGUAAGGACAUCCAGGACGGUUCUGAUGAGGAUGUAGAUAUUAUGACUAGUGAUGAUGAAAAAGAGUCAAGGCCCAAACCAGAAACCUCUGAUCCAAGAAUAUCGUUACCCGGUCCAGUAAAAUCUCCUGAUGGAAGAUCUAUGCAGAAUGAGUUUCAUGAGAAGCAGGAUGGUAAUGAAUCUGAUGCAGUUGACAUUGAAAAAGACUUACCUGAAGAAGAAGAAGCUGAAAUUGCUCCAACUACUGGUGCCAUCUCUAAUGCAAGUGGCAGAUUUGCAGAUGAUACAAAACCUUUUUCACCUGAUUUGCAACAGCUCCAAGAGCGCCAAAAUUAUAUUGGGAGUUUGUUUGAUGAAAGGGAAAGUGAUGUUAAGGAUAGCUAUAGGCAUGAACAGUCUGACAGCUCUGAUAGGCUAUCGAUGGGUAAGAAGAGGCCUUCUAAUGUGAAGAACAUUGAUGACAAAUCUGAACGGACCAAGAGGUUGAAAGCAGGAAACUUGGCUCAAGGAUCAUUUUCUCCUGACAUGGAUGUGCAAAUGUUGGAGAGUUCUCACAAUUUGUCUCCUCCUGAAUUUGCUGAAGGCAAUUCUAAGGGCCGCACAACACAAUUAAUUAAUAGAGCUGAUAGACAAGGAAACACAACUGGUUUACAAAAAGGAUUCAAUCAAGCGUUUCCUGGAAAACCUACUUCAGAUUUACCCCAUACAGUUCAAAGGACCUUUGAUCACACUUCUGUAGUAAACCCAACCAAUGCAUUGGAAAAACCAGAAAGCGUAAGGCACAACAAAAAACACCCGGGAAGGGACUUUCAUGUGCCUGAAGCUUCUUCUAUGCAAAAAGAAAAAUCUCAUAGAGAUGCCCAAAAUGAAGUCAUUCACACCACUGAGAAAAAAGUCCCCAGGAAUUCCAGAGAUGGUAGUGAUGGAAGUAAACAAUUACCAUCCAUGGAUUCACAUUACCAAAAACAAGGCAAUAUGGUUGGUAAGUAUAAGGAAGGACGAAAAAAUGCACAGCAACACUUAAUAACAUCACCCAAUGAAAACAACAGAACUUGUGUUGAUAAAUCCCCUGUAGUUAAUGGAAGAGGUACGCUUCUUCAGAGAGAGCAUUCAGAUUUGGAAUUGGGUGAACUCCGUGAGUCCACUCCUGAUGAAGCCCCUGCUGCAAGGCAAUUUGAUCGAAAGGGUUCGUUUAAACAUGUGGAUAACAAAGGUAGCACUUCAGAGGUCAGGAAUGCAGAUAUUUCUAAAGCAAGGUCUUCAUUAAAAGCAUCUUUAGACUCAGGAAAGCAGUCCCCAGCCCUUGUUAGUUCUGGUUUCCCCACCAAUCUGGAAAGCACCAAUAAAAAGAACUCGGACAAUCAUUUUGAAGAUACAACAAGGUCUCAUUCUAGAGUUAUUCCAUCUCAAUCACAACAUUUGAAAUCUGACCAUGUGGAAGUUGGGUCUCAAAAAUUCGCAGAGAGGAGCAGUAAGGCGAGCCAAGAUAUUGACUUGGAAGGUCGCAGUGAAAGCAAUAGAAGAGCACCUGUUAAUGCAUCUAAACAGCAAGACAAUAAACGUGGAACAGUUUUGCACACUGUCAAAGAAAAUAAAAGGCGAACACCUAAUUUGUUGGAAGAUAUGGCUGAUGGAGGAAAAGAUUUACUGUUGGUAGAUAUAAAUAACAGCGAUCAAAAGAAGAGAGAAUCAUCUUCAGAUGAAAAUAGUUGCUCUUAUUCGAAGUAUGAAAAAGAUGAGCCUGAACUGAAGGGACCGAUAAGAAAUUUCACCCAGUAUAAAGAAUAUGUGCAGGAAUAUAGGGAUAAAUAUGAUAGUUACUGCUCCUUGAACAAGAUCCUGGAGAGUUACAGGGAUGAGUUUUUGAAACUGGGCAAGGAUUUAGAAAAUGCUAAAGGUAGGGAUAUGGACAGAUAUUAUGAAAUCUUGGGGCAGAUGAGAGAAUCCUACCGACGUUGUGGAACGAGACACCAGAGAUUGAAGAAAAUAUUCCUUGUGCUCCACGAGGAACUGGAGCAUAUUAAGCGAAUGAUCAGAGAAUUUGCGGACUCAUACAAUAAAGAGUAAACAAUACAAGAGCACUCUUGAGCAUAAAAUUCUAGCCUGCUCCACCAACCUUUGGAAGUUUUGGGUGAUUCAUGAAGCAACAGCAGAGUAGACGAAUGCAUAUGUAGAUUAUGGAUGUGCAUUAGCUUUUUUUGUUUUCUUGUUUUUUUUUUUUUUUUGAUAGAAUCGUAAAAUUUUGUACAUAUUUAAAUUUUGUACAUUGCUCUUGUGCAUAGGUCUGGCAUUUUUUUUGGUUUAGCCUGACCCUAAUUUUGUUUUCAUGUCUGCAUAAAUUGUAUAUUUUUAGGCUCGUUGAAUAUUCCAGCUUGCUUCAACGUUAACACUUAGAAAAUUUUCAAAUCUGAAUUGCAGGAGUUAUUAGUUCACAA
Molecule: messenger RNA, 4162 nt
Organism: Arachis stenosperma
Lineage: Eukaryota; Viridiplantae; Streptophyta; Magnoliopsida; Fabales; Fabaceae
Exons: 12
Coding region: 120-3794 (1224 amino acids)
Source: RefSeq, a predicted model, not a curated record